AUGACUGGGAGUGGGCGACCUUUGCUAAUGAAGUUCUUUCACAUCAGUGAUACCUGGUUUUCACUCUGGUUCUUAAUGCUACCUGAUGAUGCAUUCCUCCAGAAAGUCAAGGACACAUUUGAGGAAGAUGAGAAUAUAAGAGUUUACUUGAGGGAAUUUGCACAUGUCAAACAUAGCUAUAUAGAGUGUGCCAGGACUGAUAUCAAGAUAAUCUUGAAAUGGAUACAGAGAAGUUAUGCAGAGGCAGUGGGUAUCAAGAAAAAGAACAAUUGGAUACCUGUCAAUCUUACAGACUUAAUGAGCCAGGACCUCAUUCUUAAUCAACAGCAUGCAAUGGAGCUAUGGUACAGUAUACUGCAUGUGCAGAGAGUGAAAGUGCAAAUUACAGGUGAUACACUGCCAUAUGCUUUGCCUUCUCAUAUGCUUGAAGAAUGUGGUUUGAAAAAGCAGCAGUAG
Molecule: messenger RNA, 456 nt
Organism: Suillus subaureus
Lineage: Eukaryota; Fungi; Basidiomycota; Agaricomycetes; Boletales; Suillaceae
Exons: 7
Coding region: 1-456 (151 amino acids)
Source: RefSeq, a predicted model, not a curated record